Molecule: messenger RNA, 1299 nt
Organism: Capsicum annuum
Lineage: Eukaryota; Viridiplantae; Streptophyta; Magnoliopsida; Solanales; Solanaceae
Product: protein DMR6-LIKE OXYGENASE 2
Exons: 3
Coding region: 140-1204 (354 amino acids)
Molecular function (GO): dioxygenase activity
Source: RefSeq, a predicted model, not a curated record
CCAAAUACCAAAAAUAGUAUGUCCAUAUUCAAUGUAUCCUGUGACAGUUGUGUCACUAUAUAUCAUGUGACAAAUUGCGCCCACCACCUUAAACAACAAGAUUCUCUGCCCACCUUCUCACUUGUCUCAAGAAAUUAUCAUGGGAGAUGUUGAUGAAUCAUUUUUCCAAGAUGCUGCACACAGGCCAAAACUCAGCACAACUGAGGCAGAAAACAUCCCAUUAAUUGAUCUCUCUCCACUUCUAACCAAUGACCCCUCAGAUACUUCUUCAGCAGUAACAAAUCUUGUAGCAGAAAUUGGUGAUGCAUGUAAGAACUGGGGUUUUUUCCAAGUGAUUAACCAUGGUGUUCCAUCGGCGUGUCGCGAAAAAAUAGAAAGAGCAUCAAGGGAAUUCUUCUUGCAGCCUACUGAGGAGAAGAGGAAAGUGAGCAGAGAUGAAAAUAAUCCUUUGGGGUUUUAUGAUACAGAACAUACUAAAAAUGUUAGGGAUUGGAAAGAAGUUUUUGAUUUUGUUGUUGAGAAUCCAACCAUUUUGCCUGCUUCUCAUGAACCACAUGAUAUGGAACUCAUGGAACUGACCAAUCAAUGGCCUGAUUUCCCUACUAAUUUCGGGGAGGCAUGUGAAGAAUACGCUCGAGAUGUUGAGAAACUUUCCUACAAGUUGCUAGAAUUAAUUGCUCUAAGCUUAGGCUUAUCAUCCAAAAGGCUUAGUGGCUACUUCAAAGACCAAACAACUUUUAUGCGAUUAAAUUACUAUCCACUAUGCCCAGUUCGUCAUUUGGCUUUGGGGGUUGGCCGGCACAAGGAUUCACUCGCCUUGACUGUCCUUGCUCAAGAUGAUGUUGGAGGCCUAGAGGUGAAACGCAAGACAGAUGGAGAAUGGAUACAAGUUAAACCGACUCCAGAUGCUUAUAUUGUCAAUGUUGGUGACAUAAUUCAGGUUUGGAGCAAUGACAGAUACGAAAGUGUGGAACAUAGGGUGGUAGCGAGCUCCAAGAAAGAGAGAUUUUCGAUUCCAUUUUUCUUCGGCCCAUCUCACUAUGUAAUGGUUGAGCCUUUGGAGGAACUGAUCAGUGAAGAAAGACCUGCAAAAUACAAGGCUUACAACUGGGGCAAAUUUAACACCACAAGAAACCUUAGUAAUUUCAAGAAACUUAAUGUUGAGAACAUUCAAAUAGAUCACUUUAGAAUUGGUGACUUGUAAUGAGAAAAUGUAGUCUAUGAGAACUUGAUUAAUCUUGUACUAUUAAGCUGUUGUUUUCAGCUGAAGAGAAAUAAAGUUGUGGCCUUUCUUUUAAA